AGAUCACCAGUCCUUAUAUAUAGUUAAAUGGGAAUAAAUGCUUUUUCUCUGAUGUGUGCCGUUUCUGGUGUUUUAUUUUUUGCUGAAUUAGGUAGUUUGUCACUGUGUGUUAUGUGUUACCUGAUAGAAUAAAAAUUAAUGUUAAAUUAAAGGGCAUCACUUUCAAGACUUUGACUUUUAGUUUCCAAAGUCCAGACCAACUAAAUUGGAAAUGGCAAAAUUGCCCAAAUAAAAAGAAAAUAAUAGAAAAAUAAGAACAAGAGGUGGGAAUAAGAAGGCUUGGAGCGCGAAAAAAUAAAGGAGAAAUUAAAAAAGAAGAGAUAUGAAGCAACGAGAGCUGACGAGUCUACUGUGUGUGAUAUGGGCAGUGACUCUUCUUUAUGGAGAGAUGGUGGCCUAUUGGGUGCCAUCUCUAUGGAGCUGUUCUUGGCCUCAUCUCCAUCUUAAUUCAACUAUAAAUGGAACAGCAAUUCAGCAUGAUUUUGUCAAAAUUGCUGUUAUUACUGAUCCACAGAUCAUGGAUAGAACAUCUCUCAAUCUUGCUCCAAAGUCAUUUGCUUUGGAAAUGGCUCAGUUCUACACUGAUUUAUUCAUGCGACGAGCAUUUCUUUCAUCUAUCAUGCCUUUUAAGCCUGAAGUGAUUUUGUAUUUAGGUGAUUAUUUUGAUGGAGGCCCUUAUUUGUCAGAUGAAGAAUGGCAGGAAUCUUUAAGCCGUUUUAAGCACAUUUUUUAUCUGGAUAAGCAAGGAAAGCAUAGAGAUGUCAAGGUCUACUUCAUACCUGGAAACCAUGACAUUGGUUAUGAGAGUAUCUUCACUCAUAGUCCAGAGGUUGCAAAGCGGUAUGAACAGGAAUUUGGAAAGAGAAACUACAAAUUUACAGCAGGAAAAGUAGAAUUUAUUGCCAUUGAUGCCCAAACUUUAGAUGCACAACAUCAAAAGAAUCGAGCUUCAUCGUCUCUAGACUUUGUCAAGAAUGUAUCAAGUGAUGUUCAUUCCUAUCCAAGGGUUUUAUUGACACAUAUUCCAUUGUAUCGACGGGAUUUGACAUAUUGUGGGCCUAAUCGCAAAUCUCCAGUUAUCAACCAGCGAGUGACGCGCACUGCUGAUGGAGAAAUAAGGUACCAGAAUUACAUUUCCGAGGAGUCAUCAGACUUCUUACUGGAGUUGAUCAAACCUGUACUUAUCUUGUCAGGUCACGAUCAUGAUCAAUGCACUAUAACUCAUAAGUCAACAUCCGGGCCUGUAAUGGAGCACACUGUAGGGACUGUAAGUUGGCAGCAGGGAAACCUGUACCCUUCUUUCAUGUUGUUGUCUGCUACUAAUAUUGUACUUUCAAACACUUCAAGUCCUGAUGAAGCAAUAUCAACUCAGCUGUGCUUUCUUCCAAGGCAAAUUUUCAUUUACAUAUGGUAUAUUGUACUAUUUACUUUUACUCUUCUUGCCCUGCUGCUUUGGCCAACUAGUAGUGUGAGCUUGUGGCAAAGUUUGAGCAAUUUUUCGGGGUACGGAAAACAAAUUCUCAGUGGCUUGCUUAGUAGAACAAAAGAGAAAAACGAAGAUCUAGACUGCGAGUACGAGAUGAUUUGGGAUGCAGAAGGAUCAAUGCAUUUGGUUAAGAAAGCCUCAAACAGCACUCUAGUAGCACGAUCAAGCGAGAUGAAUCCAGAAAGCAGGGGUAGUGCGGUAAUUCGGCCAACAGCAAGAAAAAAUACAUCUCAAGAGUCAGAGAUCUCUUUGAGUGUGGACAAUAAUGCAGAUAUUGGAGUUGAUCAUAUGACAAAAUUACCACUAAGGAGCACCAAAUCUUGGAGAAAGAUUGUGAUCCAAAGAUUGUUGCGCACAUUUAUAAUGCUCUCCAUCAUUGCUGCAGUGAAUAUACCUCUUUACAUGAUUUUGCUUUUCAAGGACUGGAUUGACCAAUGAUGCUAGAGUUCAUUGAAGAUUCAUACAUGUGUUGCUUCAGUGGGUUUUUUUGCCCAGCCCCCCCUUCUACUGUAAAUGAAUAUUUAUGCUAUAACUUUUGCAUCUAUUAAGCUAGUAAAAUCAGGUGAAUCACUCGUUGGUGAUAUGGGAAUUUGUUUUUAUGUGUUUACCUUUGGGGGGAUGAACUGUGGAGAGUGGGGUGUGUGUGAGAAAGAGAAGUAAAAUUAUAAUGCAGUCAGUUGAAUUUUGCAGCAACCAUUUCCAGUGAAUAAAGUCUAAUUCUUUACAA
Molecule: messenger RNA, 2213 nt
Organism: Cannabis sativa
Lineage: Eukaryota; Viridiplantae; Streptophyta; Magnoliopsida; Rosales; Cannabaceae
Exons: 13
Coding region: 323-1924 (533 amino acids)
Biological process (GO): GPI anchor biosynthetic process
Cellular component (GO): endoplasmic reticulum
Molecular function (GO): hydrolase activity
Source: RefSeq, a predicted model, not a curated record